This is a messenger RNA of Salvelinus fontinalis (brook trout), 2559 nucleotides long. Its product is annotated as oocyte zinc finger protein XlCOF19-like. Gene Ontology annotation, biological process: regulation of transcription by RNA polymerase II. The transcript is spliced from 2 exons. Bases 103 to 1011 code for a protein of 302 amino acids. The record is from RefSeq and is a predicted model, not a curated record. Lineage: Eukaryota; Metazoa; Chordata; Actinopteri; Salmoniformes; Salmonidae. Gene Ontology annotation, molecular function: RNA polymerase II cis-regulatory region sequence-specific DNA binding; DNA-binding transcription factor activity.
ACCAAUCAGGUGUUCGACGAAAUGAUUCUUCAGACGUCAUUGAUCACGUGCUGCUGAUAAAGCGACAGUGCUUUGAAUUAUACCGCUUAGCGACUUCAGUACAUGCCUCAUAGCUCCAGUCUCAAACUUAACCCCGUUCCUGCUGAAGAAGAGAAGGUCUGCUGGAUGGAGAAAGAAGCUCUCGUGAAAGAGGGGGAGGAGGAAGAGGAGGCUGUUAUACAAAAACAAGUAGAAGGUGAGGCUGUUACCGUGAAAGAAGUAGAGAAAGACGUUACAGAGGAAGAGGAGGACGACGACGUUUCAGUGAAAGAAGAGGAGGGUGAGAUGACUGUCACAUCGAAAAAUGAAGAGGACGAAACUGGAUAUCUGGUCCCGGUUUCCCAAACGCAUCUUCAGGCAUCCGGUUCUAAAGAUGAACGUAACACUCGAGAGAGACGUGACUAUUGUGGUUCCUCUGCGGAGCCUCAACAACCUCAUGAUGCUGACGAGGCAGAGAAGAGUCUCUCCAGGUCAGAACACCUCAAGAAACACCAGCAGAGAUCCACAGGGAAGAAACCUCACUGCUGCUCUGACUGUGGGAAGAGAUUCACCUCAUCAGGCAUUAAAAUUCAUCAGGGAACACACACAGGAGAGAAACCUUAUAGCUGUGGUCAAUGUGGGAAGAGAUGUACUACAUUUGGCCAGCUGACUCAACACCAGAGAAUACACACAGGAGAGAAAUCGUAUAGCUGUGGUCAAUGUGGGAAGAGUUUUGGUCGAUCUGGCCACCUGACAUCACACCAGAGAACACACACUGGAGAGAAACCUUAUAGCUGUGAUCAAUGUGGGAAGAGUUUUACUACAUCUGACAAGCUGACAUUACACCAGAGAACACACACAGGAGAGAAACCGUAUAGCUGUGGUCAAUGUGGGAAGAGUUUUACUACAUCUAGCAAUCUGACUGUACACCAGAGAAUACACACAGGAGAGAAACCUUAUAGCUGUGUUCAGUGUGACAAAAUACAUACAUGAAGGAGUUAUUUUGUGAUAUCAAUGAAUUAUUGUCACAAUGUAGAAUGUUUUAACAUUGUAGUAGGAGUAUUUUAAGGAGUUUCUCAAUGUAGAACCCUAAUUCAAUUGGUUUCAGCGUGAUAUGGAUAUUAGCCUUGGGAAAAAUCCAGGCUCUGAAUGAAAAGAGUACUAUUUAUGUGAUUUAACAAAAAGUUACUAAUACAAAAAGAGCUUUUGUUACACUUACCACGUUGGUGACCCACUUGAAUCAAAAUGCAACACUUCUAAAUGUAGCCAACUGUUUUCUACAAAUUGUCCUCUAGCCAGGUAUGUACACAUUUCUCCCAGAUUCCGUGUGGUUUUUGAGCUGUUAGUUUUAACAGGACGUGCAACCUCAUAUCCCUUCUGUCACACAAUUGAUUUCAACGUGAUAUCGAUGAGUGAUGACAAAUAUGUGUUGUGUUCCUUUGUUUAGUGACCCCUAAAUUUAAAUGCAUCACUCCCAAAUGUAGCUGACUGUCUUCUGCAGGUUGUCCUCUAACCAGUGAGGCGAAAUAUAUCUCCCAUUUCCAUGUGUUUUUUUAGUUGUUCGUUUCAACAUCAUGUACAUCCUGAUUUCCCCCCUAAUCGAUAUCAGUAAUUUAUACAUAUUACUUUAUGUUCUAUAUUAUACAUACAAUACAUAUGAACAGACAUUUGGUUUUGAUAUUUCAUAUUUCCAAUUCAUGUAACAUUUAGUCAUCAUAAUUAUUUAAGUAAUCAACUGACAAUUUUCGGGUAUAAUUAUAUUGACGUUGUUGCCCUUCUUUUAGAAUAUCAGGUUUCAUGUUCAGAUGUGCCAACCCAAAUGUACUAGAGCAUGACAUUGGGGACUGGGUCUUCCUGUCUUUAAGUUUGGUGUGGGUUGUUCUUUAGUUUUCCUCUUCUUGGGCAGAUUUAGUGGGUCUCAUUGUGGGUGUCUUUUAUGUCCCAGUUGUUGUUACUAGUCAAUUUUCAGUGGACACUGAGAGCAAAACUGCAACAUUAUGUUAUAAUACUUUUAUUCCAUCAAAUGGUUGUUUUAUACAACAGAAUAGAGGGUUCUUAGAACUAUAGUGUCUGUGUGUUCUACUGAGGACGGGCCUCUGGGAGAAAACACUGACAGGAGAUUUACAAUGUCUUUUGGGUGAUAAAACCUGAAGAGACCGCAUUCCAGAGCAUGAGUUAAUGUUUCUGUUCUAUAUGGUACCAGGGAGAGAUGACCCCAGGGCCAGACCCUGGUCUCUACACAAAGAGUACUGUUUUUACAGCAGAUACUGUCUGCUGAGAAUUAUAAGUCUCUUUCAUACAAAUCUUAACCUUGUGACCCGUUCUAUACAUCUGUUUUUCGUUAUGUAGAUUGAAAGGGGUGUAUCUUGGCUAUAAAAGACCUUUGUACUUUUGUCUCGUGCCUCUCAAUGAAUCAUCUGGGGGUGAUUCGUCAACCAGCCAUCAUUAUCGUAGAGCACUCAAUUGAUUCACUUUAUAUGUGUACGUUGUAUUGACCUGCUCCCUUAUUAAUAAGUGAAUAAAGGUUUAGUUUAAGAAUAA